This is a messenger RNA of Naegleria fowleri, 936 nucleotides long. RefSeq lists its product as uncharacterized. Bases 1 to 936 code for a protein of 311 amino acids. The record is from RefSeq and is a predicted model, not a curated record. Lineage: Eukaryota; Heterolobosea; Eutetramitea; Acrasida; Naegleriidae. The transcript has a single exon.
AUGCUGCAAGCUUUGCUGAAUUUUUUCUAUUGGCUGUUAGCGCUAAUUGGUUUAGCCCAACAACAGCAAGGCAACUCGGUAGUGAAUGUUCAACAAAAUCAGGAGGAAGAAACAACCACACGUAAUAAUCAGAGAGGACAAGGAAUAAGAAGAGGUAGAGGUGGGUCCAUUGCAUCUAACAUUCGGAGAAGAAAUCAACAACAACAGCAACAACAAGAGGUGAACUCUUCCGAUGAUGAAAAUACCUCUUCCGAUGAUGAUCUUCAAGAGAAUCACGAAGAAACAAUCGAAGAAAGUGAUGAAUUAAAUAUUCGAGCUAAGUUAUCAAGAAAUGAAAGAGUGAAUAUGAAAAAGAUGGAAAAGAAACGUCAAAAACAAGCAUUAAAAGAACAACGAGAAAUGAUGGUCAAUGCCGAACGAGAACGACAAAAUCAGUUAAAGAAAAAAAUGGAAGAAAUGGAACUGGAAAGAGAAGAAAAAGAAAUGGAACUGAGAGAAAAAGAAAAGGCUGAAAAAUUAGAACUCGAAAGAAAAAAACAAGAAGAGUAUGAAGAAUGGAGGCAUUUAUUUGAAGUUGAAGAGCAAGGUGAAGCAGCUGACUCUGACAUUGGACACAACGAGAGUCUUUUGUCAGAAUUUAUUAACUAUAUCAAAGACCACAAAGUAGUAAUUUUGGAGGAUUUGGCAAGCGAGUUCAAAAUGAAAACCGAACACUGCAUCAACAGAAUUAAAUUAUUGGAGCAAGAAGGUAGAAUUACAGGACUACUAGACGAUCGCGGCAAAUUUAUUUAUAUUUCUCGAGAAGAAAUGGAAAAAGUGAAACAGCACAUACUUCAGGAAGGCAGAAUUAGCAUUCAAGAACUUAAAAACGUCUCGAAUCGAUUGAUCAAUCUGAAACCAAAGGAAGAGGAUGUAAAUAUUGAGGAAAUUUUGUAA